UGUAUAUCAAAAUAACCGGAGCAAUCUCAUGUGCAUAGAUGACCGGACCGUUUCGUGGACUGCGUAGAGUCUGUGGUGUACCGUCUCCUACUGCUGUGGUUGAGGCAACGCGGACUUUUAAAUGCACCUGAAGUGUAACUAUUGGCGUGCGUUCCAGAUAUAGUACCAGUUCUAAAGUAUUGUGGUUUCAGCAAAGAUUAUUGAAAGCAGUGCGUGAACAUAAUGCGUAGCGACGACGACAGGUACGGUGACAGGCCUCGGUCGUCGAGCCAGCCGAGAAAGUUCCGCAUGAAUGAAGGAGAUUGGCUCUGCGCCGAUUCGCAGUGUGGAAACGUCAACUUUGCACGUAGGACCAGCUGCAAUCGGUGUGGUAAAGAGAAACUGGAUCUGGCAUCUAAGCGGCAGCUUGGUCAUGAGAUUGGCAAGGCAGCGGCCGAGAAAAGUCGUGGUCUGUUCAGCGCUGACGACUGGCAGUGUGGCCGCUGUGGCAACGUGAACUGGGCUCGCCGUCAGUCAUGCAACAUGUGCAAUGCUCCCAAGUUUGGCGAAGUGGAGGAGCGCACAGGCCUUGGAGGGGGCUACAACGAGCGUGAGAAUGUCGAGUAUGUGGAGCGAGAGGAAUCAGAUAGCGAGUAUGAUGAUUUUGGCCGCCGAAAGAAACGGGCUCGACGAGAUGAUGACGGGGCAGCCAGUCCCCCCUCCCGGCCAUCAGCAAGGGAGGUUGAAGAAAAAGAGAAUGAUGACAAUGAUAAGGAAGAGGAUGAUGAUGAUGAUGAUGGUGAUCUCUCCAAGUAUGACCUGAGCGGCUGGGAUUCUCCUCACAGCCCCGGCUCGAGUGACAAGCCAGAAGAGGAACGGCCCCGGGAGGAAAAGGCAGCGGCUGGAGGAGCGUCCAGGUCCAGGUUUGCAGCAGCUGCGCUGGCUGGGAGCAUGUGCAGCUGUUGCGUGCCACUCCCAUCAGUGGCCCUAGUUGCAUGCAAUGAGCAGGCCAUUGUGGUGCAGUACACUGUACACAAUAUAUUCCAGCAGAUAUUAUCUCGCAAUGAACAUGGAUGUUCAUGCGAUUAGCAUUGAAUCAGUGUAGCGACAUCGUAUUGCCGACACCGAAACACGUCACGCAUGCAGCUGAGCUCCUCUCACACUUCCCUCUGAACAUGCUGUGCUACUACCGGUACUGCUGCGAAGUCCGUGCCUGGCACGUGUGUGAAUUCAGACAUGAUUUUCUAAAUACAAAAUACUACUAAAGCAUCCUGAAACAUGCAUUUGUGAUGACUGGCCACAGAACUGCAUAUGUUUGAGAUGUGCCUCGUGAAUUGACACACAGCAGGCCGUGUCAUGCAGUGAUGACCAAAGGUGGCUGAACCAGGCUUGCUGCGACGUGAUAUUGCAAAUCUCAAAGCUCCCUGCCUGCUUGAAGGAACCAUAGGUGACUUACCGUGACUUAUAUAACCUCUCGUUUUGCAUGUAGAAAUGAGGCAGGCAGACAGCAUAUGUGUCAUUGAGUAGCUGUCGAGAAAGGUCAACCUUGGAACUUGCAAGGGGGAACAUCGUGGUGUUCUAUUCUGGGUCACCAAUGUGGAAAAAAUGAUGUGGCUCAUAGAGCGCUAAGCAAGAACUGAUUUAUUGCUCGCAGCGUGCACCUCUCGAGGUGUUCUCAUGUGCCAUCCUCCUUGUUGUCGGUGCCAUGGUGCACCAGAGCCACCACACACAGUCUUUACUUCUUGCUUCUUGCUCUGCUUGUACAGUAAAACUUCAUUAAUAUGUAGUUGGUGGGGACAUGGAAAAAAUAUGUACUAACCAGUUAUACAAUGAACCUAUACACCUUAACCGAAAACCACGAAUUAGCCGCGGCUUACCUUUCAAAAGUGAACAAAAAGUCAUCGCCACGAAAAGGGCCAAUUUUCCAAUAGCUGACAUCAUUCAAAAAGCGUGUUUGGGUCAGUGCACUUCUUCCUACUGUUACUACGCAGUUUUAUAAACAGCCUAAAGUAAACAAAAUUUUGCUUUUGAAUUUCAAUAUUAAAUACCGUAUUUACUCGAUUGUAGCGCGAGUUUUUUUUAAAAGAUUUUUACUACCUGAAGUCGAUCCUCGCGUUACAAUCGAAUACCGAAAUUCAAGUUGUCUAAAAAGUGCAAUGAUGCACCCAAUUCUAAUCAACGAGUGAACCAUGUGAGGGAAAGUGAAAUGUGAGAGUGAAAGCUCGCGAGGGACGCACGCUUUCACGAAGAGCCAAACGCACGGCAAAGAGCAAAUGCGACGUCUCCGUCUCGCGAAAGGCCCGCACAAAAGGCCAUGGAAGGAUGGGAGGGAUGGGAGGAAACGUUUAGUUGCAGCACCAAAUGUGUAUCUUGCGACUGGUCACAAGGGGAACUGGCAACUCAAUCUCCCACACGAAAGGAGGAAAGCUAGAAGGCAACGUGGGAGGGAGGGGGUGCGGCUUCUACUCUGCCGCAAUUGCGAACUUGUACUUUGCGUGACUGCGAGCAGUGGCUAGCACCGUUUCUUGAAAGUGAUCUCCACACGACUUUGACCUUUUUAUGCGCUGUGGUUUCGCCGCUCAGUUUCCGUUGAAGCGAUAGACCGCACGAACCUUCGCUCGCUGCUGGCCCGCACUUGCUCACGCUAGCGUUUUGACAGUGGCUGUCUGCGGUCAUCUAGUGUGAUCUAUUCAUUUUUGCUUGUGCGCCCUGACACCAUGCUUGUUAAUUCAGUUAGUAAGCGAAUGUGCCCAAGUUUAUGCAGCCGAUAAACCUACUAUCCUUACUCCAUAUAGCUCUCUACUAAUUUCCUAUUGCAAUUGAUGCGUCGCCUUUUGGGUGAAACUGCGACUUUUUCAGGCAUCCGGUGGUCUUGCGUUACUUUAGCAUUUUUUUUUCCCUCUUUUUUUUUCUUUUUUUGCUGGACGCAACAAAAAGUCACCCCUCGCAUUACUUUUUCGAUUUUAUUUUUUCUUGAUGGUCGCAAUGAAAAGUCACCUCUCGCGUUACAAGCGCGGUCGCGUUACAAUCGAGUAACUUCCGGAAGAAGCCGACUGUAGUCUGCUCACGCUCGGCUGCGGUCACCCCCGUAGGAAUUAAACUUUGGCCACCCCACUUAUCUGUGUCGUAGGGGUCUCGCUAAUUUCGACUAAUUUUCAACACUCGGCUAGCCUCAAACCACGCGAAACUUAAGGUCAGAGCACACGCAUGCUUGUCAGCAUGUGCUCACUCCUUGCCGCUCGUGGUUAGACGCCUUGGCAGACUUUGCUUCCUAAUGAUCGAGCUAUUGAUAGCGCUUGAAAAUGCUCAAGUUGGAUGUGGCUGUAUCUGUAGGUCAAACUGGUGCACAACAAAGCCAGUCCGCACCACGUAGCACAGCCGACAGUAGACUCUAGCCCUGUCGAGCACAAAGCAAACACUGCGCAGUUGCACGUAGCUGCCUUCUAGUACGUAAUUUAAAUACUGUGGCUCGCUCUGACAACUGCGUUUGGCGUUUCGUAGGUGCCAAAAUUGGAAAUAGUGACGUUACAUGAACAUUGAAAAUCAAAUUUGAACUGCGUGCCAUGGCGACUUUCAGUAGGCGGAGCGUUGUGGACACAUCCCCGCUGCAACGUAGCCUUCGCCGAAGAAGGAACGGAACAUAGAGUUUCAUACAAUAAUUACUAAAGGGAACUCUGGCACUAGUGUCUACGGGAGCUGCAAUGGGGGUGGUCCAGCCAGCAUAGGAAUUAUGGGAAGUACAUGGAUUUGCCUAAACUUUAUCCUUCUGGCUUCAAACGGCUUUGUGACUUUGUAAACUCGUCAUUUUCAACAAAGUGCUCCGUAAUAAAUAUUUAAAUAAACGUUAUUAAAAUUGUCCGACAGCAGGAUUCGAACAUAGGACCUCUAGCACAGAAGCUCGAUAUUGAAACCAUUACACCACGGAUGCAUGCAUCGACAAGUGACAUAAAAUGCCCUUACGAUUUUAUCGUGUUCAAGCCAGUGCCUUGAGACGCUUGGUGCGUUCUGAUUUGGCCACCUCGACAAGCUGAACCGUUGAAAUUAGUAGUGAUUGUGUGUGUUCGCAGCGUCUUCUGAACUUCGAAAAGUAUAGAUCGCCCUAAAAGUUACAAAAAUGAUGGCAUAUAAAGCGUAAUAAACAAUAUAAUAAACAACCCCUGAAUACCCCCCCCGCCGGUGCGCCACUGUUUUAGCCCUGCCAUAGGGGCCUUUGUCUUUGUAAAAUUGCAUAAAAAUGUUUAGAUGAAGAUGGGCUGGUUCUUGGAUUUCAGUAUGAUCAAAACUGAUAGCAUCGUUUUGCUGUGUUAAAAGACCUAGACGGAGUCUCCACCUUUUUGCGCUGCACCGAAGUACGUUUUCAUAACAGCUUGCCCACUUACCUAUGCAGCAACAGAAAUGCUAGGUCAGGCAGUUAGAAAUCUGGCAAUUAUGCCGAUCGAGCAACGCGGCCACCUGGCAUGACAGGAUGAGACCACGAAAAUAACAGGUACCAACGUGGCAGUAGUGCACCAAGCUGGGCUAGUUGGUUGAAGUUCAUAUUGGAAAGAUUUUAACUGCGCUAGAAACAAGGACAAAAGGAGGACGAAAAAACACCACGUGCGCAUGGUGUCUUUUACAGCGUAAGAUGAGGAUCAAGCAAGCUUAAGCUGUUAUGGGCUCAUUCCAAUAACCGUUUCGGUUCGCAUGAUGCCGCCGUAACCGCUAUCGCCGGAAAUGCGAAAAAAGUACCCCGAUUCCCGCCGGGAUCGAACCCGCACCCGCUGCGUAGGAGCCAGUUACUUACCACUGAGCCACGCAAGUGCUUGCUUUUGGGCAGCGGAAAAUGCCCUAUAAGGCAAGCGCGCAGGGGCAGAUGACCCAAGCCUCCACCAGUAUGGUGGCGCCAUCUAGGUAAGGUGCCUGCAAACGCAGCAGGCGCAGGCGAUGAGAUGCGAUUCAGACGAGGCGCGCAAUCAAUGCAAUCCCGAGCUGCCGAGUCUCCACCAGUAUGGUGGCGCCAUCUUGUUAAGAUCCCUGCAAACGCAGCAUGCCCGACAUGUAAGUUGCAGUUGUAAGGCUUGAUCGGGCUCAGCAGACUGCUGUGCAGAAAGGAUUACAAGCCGCAGCUCGCCGUCGACGCCGGGCGGACAGUUCAGAUCGUUCUCGUCAAAACGAGGCGAACAGCUCGCCGUUGACGCCAGGCGGACAGUUCAAAUCGUUCUCGUCAAAACGAGGUGAACAGACUGCCGCAAAGACCCUGUUGUGCAUGGUUCCCAAAUUGGAGCUACUCUUGAGCCACUCCACUAGCUUAUGCUGUGACUGUGCUGCUUGUGCCGCGCAGGCCUGUGACUUUUUCGUUCUCCUUUUGUCCCUGUUUCUAGCGCAGUUAAAAUCUUUCCAAUAUGAGCAACAUGGCAGCGUCUUUGCGGUUGCCACUUUUUUCGCCCAGCUUCUCCUCAAGAGUCGGUAUACUAUGUACAUUAGAUUUGCCUGCACCACCUGAACCAGUUCACGAACUGCACCCUGCCAUUCGUUGCAGUGGUGUAGCAGUGGCACCCGCUGAACCACGCCGUUCGUUUGAAAAGGUGCAGGGCUGGUUCAUGAUUUUGCUGCAACCACUCCACUGUCGGUGCCGAUUUGGUGCAGACGUACAGGUGCAAAGCGGCAGCGCACCAGAUGAUGCAGCACACAGGUGCGAGUGGGGUUAAAACCCCGCUACACACCUCUGAUGUGUCUACGUAAGUGUUGUGUGUAUUUACGCCCCAGAAGCCGAUCAUACUUGCAGUUCAGGACCUCUCAAACUUACGCACUCCAUGCACAUUAGUCGAACAUAACAUAGCGCCUGCACUGCGUCUGCACCUUGGCAUUCGUUUUGAGUGUCGCGCUGUGCCUGCACCGCAGAAAUCGAGCUGCACAAUUUCUUAACUUCUCGUGAACUGCCGUGAACUGGUUCACAGUGGUGCAGGCGAAUCGAACAGACCUACUAUCUCUAUGGCCACAAUGUUUUAUUUCUACAUGACCUCCUCCUGCAUCGUGACGCACACACCUCCUGAGAAACAAAACCAAAAACUAAUUCGGGUAUAGAAAAAUUGUAGUAAAUUAUUUAUGGAUGCUCCGAGGCUUCCCUGCAUUUUUCAAGGCUUUCAAGAUUGAGGACAUUCCUUUGACGAAAAAGGUUAAAAAUCGGAAAUGUUAUGUCGGUGCUCCUUUAAUCUUGUGUCAGUGAUGCCAUACAUUCAUGCUUGACUUGUGUGCUUCUCAUCUUUAAUGAUGCGCGUAGCAGAAUAAUUACGUAAAGAUGGAGACACAGCUGCAGCAUCGCACAUCUGUUUUGUGCUGCUGGCGCAGGGACAGCCGGGACUGGGACUGAAGAGGCAGGAAAUAAAAGCUGCAGCAGCAGA
Molecule: messenger RNA, 6359 nt
Organism: Dermacentor silvarum
Lineage: Eukaryota; Metazoa; Arthropoda; Arachnida; Ixodida; Ixodidae
Product: zinc finger Ran-binding domain-containing protein 2
Exons: 6
Coding region: 223-1068 (281 amino acids)
Biological process (GO): RNA processing
Molecular function (GO): lipopolysaccharide binding; RNA binding
Source: RefSeq, a predicted model, not a curated record